UAUCAAAAUUACCAUUCUGUUUUAGAAAGGGCUUAUCAAAAUUACCAGUAUGUUUUGAAAAGAGCCUUUUCCGAACACCAUUAGGUUUGAAAGAGGUACGAGACACAACAUUUCGGAGAGACCUUGGUCUCACAGUUAUCUCGCAGGUGCAACGUGACUCAACUACCCUUAUACAUGGCCCCUCUUGGUUCUCUCUUAAAAAUUAAGGCCUUCGUCUGUAUUACUCCUGACUUUUUCUCGUGAGACAAGACUCUUCCCCACCUCCAAGUAUAUUAUGAGUAAGUUUCUUUCACAUUUUUCUGUAUUUCUGGUUUAUAAUUUCCUUUCAUGUUUGCUCUACAUUUCUGUUAUAUAUAUAUGGUUAUACUGCUUGCAAGUGGUUUACUGUACUCCCUACUUCAUAAUAUCAUUAUAUUAUCCUUAUAAUAUCUUAAUACUCCUUUUAUUAUUCUUAUAAUGUUCUGUUUUUCUGUUAAAAUCAUGCCUUCAUUUUAUAUACAAACCCAGUACUUGGUUAAAUCUUACUCCUCCCGAUCAUCUGACUCCUCCCUUGUUUUUUACCAUGGUUUUGCCUUUCGAUUUGGAUUUGUCUGCCCAUCUCUUCAAUAAAGCUCUUAACUGCACUUGUAUCUGUCACCUAAAUUCCAUUACAUCUCACUGUGUAGUUACAGAACAAAAAGCUUUUUUGGAUCAGUAAAUAAAUAAGAAAAGUGCGGUUUUGCUGGUAAUUCUCUCCGGGUAUGUUUACCUGUUUUUCCUGUUCAAUCAGUUCAGAUGUACUUGCUGUUCUGGUUUGAUUGCUCUAUGUAAAUGAUACAUUUGGAAAGACUUUAACAUGCUCUUAGUGUCACUAAUGUCUUUUAUGUAUAAAUGUUAUUUAAAUGCAAUUUUCUUUCUUAUUGUUAGGUAAUGGAGGCAAAGAUGGAUGCAGUUGCAGGUAAAACAGCUUUUAAUAACACAAAGGCCUGUGUGUGUGUGUGUCUUUUAGUUGACCGUCCACCUACGCUCUGAGGCCUGCUGCACAUGUAUGGUUUGCGCCUUGCUUAUCUGUGUGUUGUGUCUUAGCCAGUCCCACUGACAGUAAAGUCUGUGGCAGGAAGCUGUUACGCAUCUGAUUCAGCCAAAGAUCUUCAAAGAAGCCUUGUUAAGAUAAAACAUCACAAUGCCUGGGUCGACAUUUGGUUUUAUUUUGUCCCUUCUUACCAUUUUGUCAACGAGUUGUUUUUGCCUGGAUGUCAAAUUAUUACUAAUGGACUUUCAGUUGUCAAGUACAAUGUCAAACAGCAGAGUUAUCAAGCUGCCAGAGAGGAACUUGGUAAAAUCCUAUACCCUUUGCAGGUAUGGCACCCUGUUACUGUAGAAUAGCAGCAUUGUUAAUAAUUGAGGUGAAGAUACUAUAUUGUAUAUUUCUAAAUAAAUUUAAAGAUGUUACACUAUGUUUCUAUAAUAUCUAAAGAGAUUACCUAGUUUAAUGGGACAUUAGUUGCUAGGUUUUAAGCAGACUUAAUGUUUAGGGCACAAUAAAUUAGUAAUAGCCUGAUUGAAUUUGCAGUGAUUGUGUUGUAAUUCUGACUCUGCUUCAUGUCUUUCUCUAAGGAUUUCUACAGUCAUAGUAACUGAAUCGAAAUGGGAAAGAGAGAACCUUAUUCCAACCUCAUUAAACCAGACACCCCAAUUAACAACAUAGCAGAUUCAGCAACCUGCGGGCCUUGUAAUGGCAAAGACUGCACAGGAAACAUCCUGGAAGAGAUCACUGCACAGAAGAAACUAACAUCAGGAUAUUUUGGUUUCUCGAAACCAAAAGGAAAAUGCAGUCAUGGAGGAAUAAUUGAUCCAUCAAGUUGGUGGCAAGGUGGAAUAAAUAAGGAUGCUUCAGAUUCCAGCCAUGGUCAUCUACAUGAAGUGGCAGCAUCGGUAGCCACUGCUGCUACCAGAGAACUACUGCAAGACAUUAGAGCAGCAGUUGGAGAUUCUGAGUUUCUUAGACUGAUGGGACUCAGCCAGACGUCAGUGCUGUGUUUUGUUAUUGACACCACUAGCAACAUGUCUGAAGACAUUGACGAAGUCAGGAGAGUUACUUCAUCCAUCAUUGACAGUAAAACAGGCACUGCAGCUCAACGUUCAGAAUACAUCCUGGUACCAUUUAAUGACCCUGAUUAUGGCCCACUUUCAAGAACAACUGAUCCUAAUGUAUUUAAAAAGCAACUCAAUGCACUUACAGCUGCUGGUGGAGGAGAUUCUCCUGAAAUGUGUCUCUCAGGACUCCAGCUUGCCAUCACUGGGUCUCCAACACAGACUGAGAUUUUUGUUUUCACCGAUGCUGAUGCAAAAGAUAAAAGGUUGAGAAAUACUGUACAAGCCCUUAUUGAGAGAACAAAGUCUGUAGUGACUUUUAUGCUAACCAACUCCGUUAGUUCUCAGCAUCGCAGAAGGAAUGACGAGAUUGCAAAUGGCCAGCAGCAAGUUUCUCAGGUAUUCAAUUCUCAGGUCUACCAGGACCUGGCUCAGGCCUCUGGGGGCCAUGCUAUUGAGGUCACCAAAGAAACACUGUCCCAAGCUACUAACAUUAUUGCAGUUACCUCUAGAUCUACACUGGUCACUCUACUCCAGGCUAUAAGAAAUACAGCAAAAGUGGAAAUCUUCUCAGUCUUUGUGGAUUCUUCUGUGCAAAACCUGACCAUUUUCAUCACAGGCAACUCUCCAGAUUACACCAUCACUAGUCCCUCAGGAAUCUCACAGAGCAGCACUGAACUGAUUGGGGCGUUGGGGCUUAUUCAGAGAGUUGGUAACUUUCACACAGUGCAACCAAAUAUUUUAGACCCCACUGGAUUGUGGCUUUUCAGUGUUAAAUCAACACAGCUCUACACCAUCAGAGUUGUUGGUCAAAGCGAGGUUGAUUUCCUGUUUGACUUUGUAGAACUUCCCCAAGAGUUUCAUUCAAGCUAUGCUGUAUUAAACAGCAGGCCUGCAGCUAACACCAAUAUCACGUUGAUGGUAUCCAUGGUCGGUGGGGACAGUGUGAGGCCUACAGAGGUGUCUCUGGUCGAAGCAUCAAGUUCAAACUCUUUAAAUGGGACACUAGAAGAGGUAGCUAGUGGGCAGUACUUAGUGACCUUCAACAGCAUCCCAGCAGGAGAGUUCACUGUUCGUGUAGUUGGACAGAUCAGUUCCUCUAGAUCUUCAGAUAACACCUUUCAGAGACAGUCACCAACUCAAUUCCAAACAUCAAGUGUGACCAUUACUACUCAACCUGUUGGAACAAUUGAACCAGGAAAACAAUUCACUCUGCCUUUCACACUCACAACCAAGAGCUCUGGAGGAAGAUUUAAUAUCAGAGUCAGCAAUGAUCGCAAUUUUGACACUCGCUUUAACACAUCCAUAACUCUCAAGAGUGGGGACAGUGCCAAUGCCACAGUAACUCUGACUGUUCCUGAAAAUACUUCCUCUGGAAUUGAUGUCACUCUGACAAUUGAAGUCGAAGCACCGGAUGGAAGUGACUUCAACUAUGCUGUGCUGCGCAUUGCUAUUGUUGCUGCGGUAAAAGAUGUUAUUCCUCCAGUAUGUGAGGCAGUUACUCUAAAUUCUAACUGCUCAGACAACUGCAGUCUCUCCUCAUGGUACCUCACUGCCAAUGUGACUGAUGGGUCAGGUAUUCAGAGCAUGAGAGCCCUCAAGGGAAAUGGCAUACUCAGCAUCACCAGUGAGCUCAAUGCCACAGGCGUGAAUGUCACUAUGGCAGUUUAUGACUCCUCUUGCUGUUUCCGAGACUUGGAAUUGGUUGCUGUGGAUACAGUGGGAAAUGUUGCCACCUGCUUCAAAUCUGCUGCAUCAAGCAUCCUCACUUAUAGUGCAGAAUUUUGCUUGUUUUUACCAGUCUGCCUUUGGCUUAAUAUAGGAGUCUCAAUUUACCGAUUCAUGCAGCUGUAAGAAAAAAAUCUAAAUGUAUCUGAAAUGGAAUAAUAUCAGAAUAUUUAGGUCUACAUAAUACCUGCUCAGUAAUGUUUUGGGUUUUUUUCAGAGUGAGUAGUGAAAAUAUGAAAUAAACACUAACCAAAUCAGUAAAUAACUAGAAGGAAAUCUUACUUGCCGAAUAUACUCACUGAUUUUAAACUCUGAAUGUAGUAGUGUUUUAUUGAAGGGUAGUACUGUAUUUUAUAUGAAUAAUUAAAUGUCAAUGCACAUAGAUAACGGUUAUGUUAAGUUGGUUAAAGAAAUUCCUAUCAGUGCUUCCACUUGAAAUGCAAAGAGAUAUACAAAUGAUGAUAAGGUGAUGUUACUUAACUGGUGCAAAGUAAUUUGAAACAUUUAUUCCAUUAUACAGUCAUUGUGCUUAAAUUUUUCUUUUUUCUUCAAAACUAUAUAUUGAUUACUGAUAUACUGAUUAGAUAAUGACACGUUUUUUUCACAUU
Molecule: messenger RNA, 4409 nt
Organism: Ictalurus furcatus (blue catfish)
Lineage: Eukaryota; Metazoa; Chordata; Actinopteri; Siluriformes; Ictaluridae
Product: von Willebrand factor A domain-containing protein 7-like
Exons: 15
Coding region: 1627-3927 (766 amino acids)
Source: RefSeq, a predicted model, not a curated record